Molecule: messenger RNA, 3362 nt
Organism: Orbicella faveolata
Lineage: Eukaryota; Metazoa; Cnidaria; Anthozoa; Scleractinia; Merulinidae
Source: RefSeq, a predicted model, not a curated record
GGUCGCGUGACUGCUGCACAUGCAGAUCUGACCUUGUUCUUGCUCGUUGAUGGAGGCAACAGUACGGACAAGUUAGAUAUGUCUGGGAUAGGUGAUGUCUUCAGCGUUUUACUUGUAGUUACCUUUUCCUUUUGUAUCUUAAACGCUUCUGUAGUGAGAAGUGGUCUCAUAAAAGAAACCUCAAGGACUCCUUCGACUCAAAAUUCGACAUCAGAUGUCCGCGUAAACGGAACGAAGUGCAAUAUUUUGAAUUGCUCUUUGGCCCUCGACAAAAGCGAGGCAGACAAAUUGAAAGAACCGAUAUUCGACGAAAAUGCGUUGGCUGUUUUCAUUUUCGUCACCGUUGGAAAUUCCACAGCUCCUUCGCAAAAUGAUGGAAAGAAUGUGUCUUCCGUUGAACUGCAAAUCAAGCAAAAGUGGGCCUGGUUACGAAAUAAGCGAGGUCGCUUUCUCGCUACUCUUCCCUACGAUUUUGACAUCCUUUCUCUGACUACGUUACAAAGGGACGCUUUUAGCGUAGACCUAAACAUAAAUGCGAAACCUCGGAACUGCUUUGCAAACUUGUCGCAAAACUGUUUGAAUGGGAUGAUUGCUGCCACUGUUAUAGACAGGGUAACAGGCACUGAUGGGGAUGUCUGUGUCAGAACUGUAGAGACUGAGGAGGAUGGCGAUGUGAGAGACGUGGGGUAUCGCUGCUGUGAACAAAGGAACAACUCUUUGAUUUGUGAUAGACCCGUUGAGAACAACCAGUGGAUUCAAAUUGCAAUAAGAUUUCUCUGGGCUUCUUCAUUUGGAUUCGGUCUUUUUGCACCUCUUUUACUCAAGUACCUUCCAAAAGAAUUCAAAAAAGGACCUAGAAUAAGACCAAAGGCAACGUUUGCGAGGAGAGAAUCUGAAAUUCCAGAGGCCGAGACAUCAUCAGUGGACCUGAUGACGCUAUCUACCCGCCCACUGUUAUUUGCCUUGGAUGGCGGAUUAUUAGAUGUGCUGCGAACGCAAACUGAGUCAGUAUUCUUCUCAAGAUUGAGCCGCUGUCUCUUUGUAAUCUUACUAAGUUGUCUCCCUCUUCUUCAAGGCUUUAUUUAUGCCUAUUUGAAACAAGCGGAAGUGGGAAUUUCAACUGGAAAAUUGCUUGGAGUUGGAGAUGCUUUCAUCACACUGUUGGAGAAGAACAGUCAGUUCGUAUUGAGCGCAGCCUACUGCUUUUGCAUUCUACUAAUCUGCAUUGCAAUCGCAAUCCCUAGAACCUUGUCAGACUUGGCAAGACGGCUUGCAGGGAGGAGAGAUGAGCGCUCAUUUCUUGGCUUUAAGAAACCAGACGAGAUCAUUUGCUCUUCAGACAAGCGUGGCUUCCAACUGAUUUACGAGAACAUUGUUUUUCAUCUUAAUUGCCUACUCAUGUGGCAGUUUUGGAAGUUUGUGUUCUUGGUUGUGACCUAUCCCUUACAGAAGCUUUGCGGCAUAAAUGUCUUUGAUGAACCCAUGGACUCGAGCUUCAAUGCUGAGUCAGAGGAGACAGAAAAAAGAUGUGAACUAUGCUCAAAAAUUUGCAAGAUAGUUUGGUUGCUGCUAGUUUUCCCAUUAUGGGCUGUCACCAUAACUACAGCUUUUCUUCUUUAUAUCAUCCCAGUUACUUAUGUGGCCUUUCGUAUCUGGAAGAUGUUGUUCAGAAUUGAAUUUGAAUCACAGUGCUGUCAGGCCAUUCCUUCCUUUGUAAAGAUAACAUCUUUUCCCAUCUUGUACAUCUUGUUCCUUGUAUUUUGCAUGUGCGUCGAAGCCUCAUACAUCAUGCUGGUUGUCACCUUGACUGUGAACAUCAUGUUUCUUGGAAGUGUUGCUGGUUUUACGACCAUGGGUCUGCUGUUCUACAUUGAUUUUUACCUUCCGUACAUUGUUCUCGGGUUAUGGGUAAUUGUGUACAUGCUGAGAGCUACAAACAAAUAUUAUGCCCAGUUUACAUACUUAAAGACCCUUGUCUUUGAAGAGUGUGAAAAAUAUGAUGAAGAGGCCAGAACAGAAGCAAGCAUCAGAGAAUCAUUUAGUGGACCGAUUACUGGCGAGAGGAGGUCAUCGUCUCUGUCGUCCCUUCAGAGGUCCAAGUCGGUGAACUUCCUUGUGACGCUGGAUGAUUACGGUGUCCCUAGCAUUCCACUAGAUAUCUUCCUUGCUUCCUCGCAUCAACUUAUGCCUUUCAAGCGCAUCAUGUUGGCAAAGUUCUUGAAGUUUGUUACCCUGGGGUGUUACCUGGUGGUAAUAUUCUUAUUUGUGAUGUCGCUGAAGGAAUAUCAUGCCGUGAGCACCAUCGUCCAAGGCCUGGCACUGUUUCUACUGGGCGGGUUGCCAUUAUUAGCUCUUCAAAGCCGAGGUCAUUCUGAUGCUGAAGAGAUUAGAGCAAGGUUUUAUGUUAAUGAUAUCAUCAAACAGUAUACAAAGAGAGCUUUGUAAGUUUUUCUUACAGCUUGUAAACCCAAAAUUGAGACAUGCUGUAAUGACCAUGUUAGUAGAGAAUAGAUAGGGCAUACUGAUUGACAAACACAAAAAUUUGGAAUAUGCAGUGUAGUAUCCCAGCAUUCCCUUAAUCCUACAACGUGUUGAUGUUAUGAUUAUGGGACAUUGUGCGUAUUUUUACUGGUUGGCCAAACACAGGGUCUUACUCAUUAUGCUGUACACUAACCAAAGAGAACAUGGCUUUGGACCAGGCUGGAAUAGUUUUUUUUCUUUAUUUUUAUUUGUUGUACUGAUAGUAUGACAAAUUUGUAAAGUAAAUGAAGUGGUACACAGAAUAAGGCCCUUAGUGACUCUCCUUGUAUUUGUCAAGGGAAUACUAGGUAAUUUUGAAGACAAAUUGACUAGCACUGAUAAAAAUGUCCAGGAACUUUUUUUUCUGACUAAAUGGGGGAAGUAACUGUCAGUUUACAUGUACACUCGGGUGAAGGAUUGUAAGUAAUAACUGAGUCUAACUGAAUAUUAGUUCUUGACAAUCCUUUGAGCAGAUUAGUACGUUGUAGAUUAAUACAUAUUGAGCUCUUAUACUAAAAAAUAUAGUAGUCCUCAGAGAAUCAGGGUGAGAGAUUUGGGUCAGGAGGAAGUUCAAUGGGCAAACGUGUUCAUUUGUACUGCUUUGGCCCAACUGAUCUCUUCUUUACCUAACUAUCUGGCCCUGAGUCACUGAGGAAAUGGAAAUGUUUAAUAGCUUCUUGCAAUCAUGCUGCAGGAUGGGGCAGGGCAGUCAAUCAACGUCAUACCAGCAUGCCGAAGUUUCAAUGACACUUCAUUGACAGACUUUACUGACACUUGAGUCUGCUUGUGAGAGUCAUGCUAUUAAUUGUUCUUGACUGUUGAGCAUAAAUAUGCUUGGAAGG